GCUGAUGUGCAUGAGACUUGAGUUGUGACAUUUUCAUUUGGUACUGUGCUACAAAUAGAACAAGGGGCAGGCAGUGUUGGUCACACUUCUUGAAAAUGCCUACAAAUGGGUUGAUUUGGUUGGAUGAAAGGUCAGAAAGGGAAUUGACUGCUUUAAAUCUUUGUACAUGUAACUAACCUAUCAUGGGAAGUUCUACUGGUCUCUGAACGUCUACCCCAGGAAAUGUAGCCUUAUCUGUCUUUCAAUUAAGAUGAACAAAUACCACUAUUAGGAGCCUGUUUGCACAGCCUUUUCCCCUCCUAUUUUCUAAUCUCCUACAGAAAUCAAUACACAAACAUGAUGGAUUACAACUCUUCUUGUCAUGGUGACAAGUUCCAAGUGCAGUUAUUGCCUUCAAUGUACGGUGUUGAGUUCUGCGUGGCGUUGGUUGGUAACCUGUUUGCCCUGAGACUCUUGGCGACCAGGGAGAGGAACAACUGGCACACUGGUGUGGUGCUGUCCUGUAACCUGGCCAUCAGUGACCUGCUCUAUGUCCUCACACUGCCCCUGCUCAUAGUCUACUACAUGCAGGACAAGAACUGGCUGUUUGGGGUGGCGGUCUGUAAGAUAGAACGCUUCCUCUUCACCUGCAACCUGUAUGUCAGUAUCUACUUCAUCAUGUGUAUCAGUGUGAACCGCUAUGUGGCCAUUGUGUACCCCUUCUUCAGCCGGAACCAUGUGAACCCAGACAAAGCCAAGGCUGCCAGUGUCGUCAUCUGGAUCUUUGUGACAGCCAUCUCCUCUCCUGUGCUGAAGUUUGCCUCCACAUGUCCAGAGGGAAUCAACAAAACCCGUUGUGUAUCCUACUCCUAUUGCACCAACAGUGAUGCAGUUGCAGUUGCAUACACUCACUUGUUUUACAAAUUCUUUCUGUCUGUGGUUGGGUGUUUUAUUCCCUUCCUGGUCACAUUUGCAUCAUACUGCGCAGUGUUAAGGGUGGUGUGGAGGAAUGUGAAUAUAACCUCCCUGGAGAAACGGAAGGUGGCCCUGAUGGUGUUUGCAGUGGUUGUGAUGUAUGCCAUUUCCUUUGUGCCUUAUCACCUCCUCCAGAGCUACUAUUUCUACCAGAAGGUUGACGAACUUGGCUCUGUCUGCGACUGGGUGUACAAGGCCUACCAGGUGUCCAAGGGACUGGCUACACUGAACAUGUGCAUCCAUCCACUGCUCUACAUGGCUGUGUUUGAUAACAUCCGAGUCGCCUGCUGUGGAAGGAGCUCAGCAGAUAUGGCAAUGAAUAAUACAUGAACAAAAUGAUGCUCUCGCUGCUCUUUGGAUUGCUUGCACUUAUGGUGUUUCUGAUAAGCAAGUGUUACACACAGUUGAUGACUUAUCUGUAAAUAACUGCAGCUAUAUGCACUUCCUUCCAAUGUUCUGAUGGUCAUGUUUCUUUUCAUGAUGUCUAAACUAUGCCCUCUUCUAUAUUCAUUAUUACAGUAUCAGAUAAUAGAAAUUUAACAUAUUCAAAAUAACUAUUUGAAAUGUAGCUACAUUACAACAUAAUAACUUACAGUUUUCACAUGAGAAAUAUAUUAACACCAAAAGCACUGGAUAAAAAGUUAUUAUAACAACCAUUUCUGCCCUAGGAAACAGUGGAUGGAAACGCGUGCUAGUUUGAAAUGGAAAAGAGUCGCUGUAGCUAUUGAUAAAGAACAUCAAGACGAUGCAGCUGCUUUAGAAGUGGGAUGCACUGUUGAGCGUUACAUCCCGAGGGGUUCGUGCUGAUUGUAUGGAGAUUGUGACAGCCAUCUCUUGAGAGGGCAAGAACAAGAUGAAUGUGAGAAGUGCAGUAUUAUCAUAAGGUGAUGUAUACUUGGAGGAAGGGGGAAUGGAGGGAAAACGUGAGGCAGAUGAGGUCUAAAAGAGAGGGAGAAAUAGGGUGAGCUUAAGUCGGUUAAAAAUGGCGGGGAAAAGGGAGAUGGUUUGUUAAAGAGGAAUGGUAGAAAGUGUAAGCAGAGUGAGUUGUACGCAGGAUUGAAGACAGGAGGGGAAAGGGAAGUGAAACAGGGCGAAGUAUCGGAGGCGCAAUGGCGACCUGCCAUUCGGGCAGGAAGCUCCACCUGUUUAGUAAAAUACUUUAAAAAAAUAUAUAUAUAUAUAUAUAUAUUUUGAGUUGUAAACAUGUAUAUAUAUAUAUGUAUAAACAUAUAUAUACACAUUUAGUGUGUUAUUUUGGCAUUUAUGUGUCACAUAAAUGUUUACAACUCAAACAAAACAUUUGUUAGUAAGCAUCCCCCUUUUUCCUCCAAACAUAACAAUGGUCGUGAUGGCCAAACAGUUAUAUUCUUGUUUCAUCAGCCCAGAGGGGAUUUCUCCAAAAAGUAUGAUCUUUGUCCCCAUGUGCAGUUGCAAACUGUAGUCUGGCUUUUUAUGGCGGUUUUGGAGCAGUGGCUUCUUCCUUGCUGAGCGGCCUUACAGGUUAUGUCGAUAUAGGACUUGUUUUACUGUGGAUAUAGAUACUGUUGAACCUGUUUCCUCCCAUAUCUUUACAAGGUCUUUUGCUGUUGUUCUGGGAUUGAUUUGCACUUUUCGUACCAAAGUACGUUAAUCUCUAGGAGACAGAAAGCAUCUCCUCCUGAGCGGUGUGACAGCUGCGUGGUCCCAUGGUGUUUAUACUUGCGUACUAUUGUUUGUACAGAUGAACAUGGUACCUUCAAGGUUUUGGAAAUUGCUCCCAAUGAGCAAUUUUUUUUCUGAGGUCUUGGCGGAUUUCUUUUGAUUUUCUCAUGAUGUUAAGCAAAGAGGCACUGAGUUUGAAGGUAGGCCUUGAAAUACAUCCACAGAUACACCUCCAAUUGACUCAAAUUAUGUUAAUUGGACUUUCAGAAGCUUCUAAAGCCGUUACAUAUUUUUCUGGAAUUUUCCAAGCUGUUUAAAGGCACUGUUAACUUAGUGUAUGUAAACUUCUGACCCACUGGAAUUGUGAUACAGUGAAAUAAUCUGUCUGUAAACAAUUGUUGGAUAAAUUAUUUGUGUCAUUGCACAAAGUAGAUGUCCUAACCGACUUGCCAAAACUAUAGUUUGUUAACAAGAAAUUUGUGGAGUGGUUGAAAAUGGAGUUUUAAUGACUCCAACCUAAUGUCAUGACUGUCCUGAUCAGGUCAGGUUACAGGAGACCACAACCCUACAGAUUAUCUCUCAACCCCAACAGAGAAGGAGAGAUCUAGGGGUCUGAAGAUGUGGUUUUUUUAUGACCCCUCACGUCCCUGUUAAAUCUCAGGCCACAGACAAAUUCCUUUGUCCUGUUACUAUGGAGAACCAGCCUCAGAUCAUUAAAUAUGAAAUAAAGGGACUUUGGAACAAUGGUUUCCAUCAGCCACAAUGGUGGUCAUGACGAUAGAUUGGAAUAUGAAAAUGUAUGUCAUUUUUGUUUUGUUAUUAAAGGUUAAUAGAUGACGUUAUUACGAAAACAUUGUAAUGUGAAGAGUUUUCCUAGUAGAUGAUGUUUAUACAUUGUACGUUAUAUGGAAAAUAUCCAAAUCAAAGAGAAUGUUUUGGGGAAGAUGAAAUGUUAAGUUAGUUGUCUAAAAUUGGAUUUGAAUAACAUCUAGACCUUGCCUCAUUAACUUGGUACGCCCAGAGAAUUGCCCUAAAGGCGGUUACGCCCACUUCUGACCCAAGGGUAUAAAACCUGUGAGUAUAGAAUUUACAGACAAGACUUCGUGACCCCAACUGCAGCAAGGUCUAAAAAGUCAAUGAGCCCAGAACGCAACGCACGUUUGAAGACAAAGAAAUCAUUUUCUACCCAAGCUACGGAUGAGUAGCUGUGUCUAAGCGGGUGAAUUCAAGUCGAACCACCUAGCCUCCAUCUCCCAUCGAAUCUUGGUAUCUAAAGGGUUUCAUUCCUAUGCUGUGAGCUCUGAGCUACAGAGCUGUCUGUCCUCAGAAGACCCCUUCCAGAGCAAAGGGUGAGGGAACAGACUCCUCAGCCAAAAAGGACACUGACAUCGGGAGGACGAUCAGGGAGGUGCGCCGGAGUAGUGCGUCAUCGAACAGCUGAAGGCCUACGCAGAGAAUCCUCGGAGAUCAUCCCCACCUAAUUACAUCAUUAUAUUCUGACCCAUAAGAGCGGCAGUUUGGGGCAAGGCUAUGGUUAGAAUAGCAGAGCUGACAAAUUCACCCAAAUGUAUAUUUCUCUUGUGUACUUUCUUUUUUCUCUCUCUUUUGAAAUCCUCAUUGUGGGUAACAUGCGCCAUAGUGAUUUUGCCCGUUAUACUACGUUCUAAUAAAUAGCCUAUAAUGUG
Messenger RNA from Oncorhynchus nerka (sockeye salmon), 4280 nucleotides. Its product is annotated as P2Y purinoceptor 11-like. The transcript is spliced from 2 exons. Gene Ontology annotation, molecular function: neurotransmitter receptor activity; G protein-coupled ATP receptor activity. Gene Ontology annotation, cellular component: plasma membrane. Gene Ontology annotation, biological process: calcium-mediated signaling; G protein-coupled receptor signaling pathway. NCBI's taxonomy places the organism in Eukaryota, Metazoa, Chordata, Actinopteri, Salmoniformes, Salmonidae. The coding region runs from base 337 to 1284 and encodes 315 amino acids. The record is from RefSeq and is a predicted model, not a curated record.